AAUUUGUGGUUGUUCUCGCCACUACUCGAGAAGCAAAGGCAGUUGAGGAGCACAUGAUGAAUUGCCAUGCUGGCGCUCUUGCUGUUCCAACCAAUGACAUGGUGGUCACGGCACGUCUUCGUAGGCUCGGUGAACCCAUAACACUUUUCGGAGAGAGAGAGAUGGAGAGACGGGAUCGGCUUAGAAUGCUUACGGCAAAGUUGGACUCUGAAGGGCAGUUGGACAAGUUGAUGAAAGCCCAUGAAGAAGAGGAGCCUGCAUUGAUGACCUCAGGACAAGAUGCUGCUGAGGAAGAAAUGCUUGAAUACCCGUUUUGUACAGAAGGAUCUAAGGAACUCCUUAAUGCCAGAGUCGACAUUGCUAAAUACUCGAGCGUGAGGGCGGCAAGGCGGCUUCAGCGUGCCAGAUUAAAACGUGAGACUCCAUGUGAAGAUGAAGAUGGUGAAAUGAAUGCUUCCUUGAAGCAAGCUGGAAAUUUGGCUCUUGACUGCAGCGAGUUUGGAGAUGAUCGACCCCUUUCUGGUUGCUCCUUUUCCAAGGAUGGAGAAUUUUUGGCCACAUGUUCAAUAACUGGAGUUGCGAAAGUGUGGAAAGCACCUCAAAUAAGCAGUAUAGUUUCUACCUUGAAGGCCCACACGGAACGGCUAACUGAUGUGGCAUUCUCUCCCGCGAACAACAACUGCUUGGCAACUGCAUCAGCCGAUCGAACUGCAAAACUGUGGGACAGUGAUGGAACACUAGUCCGAACAUUCGAGGGUCACUUGGAUCGUCUUGCUCGCAUCGGUUUUCAUCCAUCCGGAAAAUACAUCGGCACAGCAAGCUUUGACAAGACAUGGAGAUUGUGGGACGUCGACACCGGGGUGGAACUGCUCCUUCAAGAAGGUCACAGCAGGAGUGUGUAUGGGAUCGCCUUCCAUCACGAUGGAUCGUUGGUGGGAUCUUGUGGGCUCGACUCGCUUGCUCGUGUGUGGGAUCUUCGUACGGGGAGAAGCGUUCUAGCCUUGGAAGGCCACGUCAAGCCGGUUCUCAGUAUGAGCUUUUCUCCCAAUGGCUAUCAUCUGGCUACAGGAGGUGAAGAUAAUACUUGUCGAAUAUGGGAUUUGAGGAAGAGAAGGUCGUUGUACGUGAUUCCAGCGCACUCGAAUCUCGUAUCGAAUGUGAAGUUUGAGCCUCGAGAAGGGUAUUACUUGGUCACCGCGUCAUAUGACACGACUGCAAAGGUCUGGUCAGGAAAGGAUUUCACGCAUGUGAAGACGUUGUCAGGGCAUGAGUCCAAAGUUACGUCUUUGGAUAUUACUCCAGAUGGAGAAUGUAUUGCAACCGUGUCGCAUGAUCGAACCAUCAAGCUGUGGUCCAGUAGGAGCUGUGACAAAGAGGGCAUGGACGUAGACUGAGCUGGGGGAUACAUGCUUGUGGAUUGAAGAUCUUGGAUCCUAAUUGAAGUUCUUUUGGAAUUGUUAUCUCACACCUUAAGACUUGCCGAUGAUAAGUUGACAAGGAGACCGAGGUUAAUCACUGUUAUUGAAGAUGAGGAAUUUUACACCUUUGUUUUUGGCAGAGAUUAAAAAAUAACUAGCU
Linum tenue is the source of this 1578-nucleotide messenger RNA. NCBI's taxonomy places the organism in Eukaryota, Viridiplantae, Streptophyta, Magnoliopsida, Malpighiales, Linaceae. The record is from the annotation of a GenBank genome assembly.